Molecule: messenger RNA, 2989 nt
Organism: Neocloeon triangulifer
Lineage: Eukaryota; Metazoa; Arthropoda; Insecta; Ephemeroptera; Baetidae
Product: aminopeptidase Ey-like
Exons: 16
Coding region: 76-2949 (957 amino acids)
Biological process (GO): peptide catabolic process; proteolysis
Cellular component (GO): cytoplasm
Molecular function (GO): peptide binding; zinc ion binding; metalloaminopeptidase activity
Source: RefSeq, a predicted model, not a curated record
UAUAAAACCAGAUUUAGAGAAUAACUCUAGUCGAUCAAAACGGAGCUGCGAGUUUUGCAUUUCACUGCCGAGAAAAUGCGCUUGCUAGCAACGCUGACGUUGACGUUCUUACUCGGUAGUGGUGCCAACCCUUUGAGUAAAGAAAGAAGUUCAGUGAAACCGGUUUCAAGAGCCGAUUACGAACUGCCAAAAGCAAUCAAGCCGAACGCCUACGAUAUCACAAUCAUUCCUUACUUCGACAAUGCACCGGAGGAAAUUCUCAAAUUUAGAUUUAAAGGAACCGUGAUAAUUGAAGUUGAGGUUUUUGAAGAGACCAAUUUGAUUCGGCUGCACGCUUAUGAUAUGGACAUCAAUGAAAGUGACGUCUUCGUGUAUGACGUAAUUGAACCCAACGUCGCACUGCCGAUCGUGUCCGUCGUCAGAAGCUCCGAUGACAAACAUUUUCUGGACAUAACUCUCGGCAGUCUUCAAUUGGUCGGCGUCAAAAUGAACGUCGUCAUUAAUUAUUUGGGCCGCCUUAACCUAGAACUUGAUGGUUUUUACCGCAGCUCGUAUGUAAAUUAUUUAGGAGAAACAAAAUGGUUAGGGGUGACGCAGUUUUCGCCGACUGGGGCUCGCAGGGCUUUUCCGUGCUUUGAUGAGCCAUCGCACAAGGCCAAGUUUACAUUUCACAUUGCCAGAGAGCCUUUGAAAGACGUCACGUCAAACAUGCCUGUCGUCGCUGCAAACAGACCAGUUGAAGGCCACAAUGGAUGGGUGUGGGUGGACUUUCAGCAGUCAAUUUUAAUGCCGACCUUUGUUGUUGCAUUUACUGUCCACGACUUUGGCUCAAUUACUUCUUCAAAAGAUGAUCGAUUCAGGAUCUUGGCUCGCCGAGAGUUCAUAGACACAUCAACUUCUUACGCUCUUGAAAUAGCACCAACCAUUCUCGGAUUUAUGGAAUAUUUCACAAACUUCACAUACGACUCGUCAAUGAAACUGGACCAAACGGCCAUUCCCGAUUUUGGCCCCUACGCAAUGGAAAAUUGGGGUCUUAUAAACUACAGAGAAGUGGCUCUCCUGAAUGAUGCAUUUUACUCGACGGCCGCGGACAAGCAAAAAACGGUGACGGUGAUGAGCCACGAAAUAGCGCACUUCUGGUUCGGAAACCUCGUCACCCCCGAGUGGUGGAACGAAGUGUGGCUGAAAGAAGGGUUCGCCACCUAUUUUGAGUACAUAGCCGCCGGCGUUGUCGAGCCGAGUUUCCAGUUGGAACAGGCUUUUAUCAAAGAGGAGCUCCAGCCUGUUUUUGAAACCGAUGCUGCCGAAUCUAGCAAACCACUUACGGGCAAUGUCGACAGUCCGGCUUCUAUUCUCAGUGGAUUUGGAAAUAUACCCUAUAAUAAAGGUGGAUCAAUUUUGAGAUUUGUAAAUGGCUUCCUUGGAAGUGAAAAUUUCAAAGUAGGAAUCCAAGCAUACAUUGAUGCAAACAACUAUGGCAGUGUAACAAAGGACUCGGUGUGGGCAAGUUUGUCUCCGUUCGUCCCUGAAGGUUUGCUGCCAUCAGGAGUGACACUUAGGGAUGUAAUGAAUACCUGGACUGACCAGCCGGGCUAUCCACUCAUAACUGUGACGCGAAAUUACGACAAUAACGAAAUAAACUUCCAGCAGCAAAGAUUUUUCACAGUUAAAAAAGAAAUUGAAAGUCCUGAAAAAUGGUUUAUUCCUAUAUCAAUGAUAAAAGAGUCGGAAAAUGGAAAUUGGCAAGAUUUGUCUACUAAGGGGUGGUUAACCCCAGCGGGAGAAUUUAACCUCUCUGAAAAUCUACCUGCAAACAAUGAAUGGAUAGUUUUGAAUCCGAGACAGACUGGAUAUUAUCGCGUUAACUAUGAUCAGAAAAAUUGGGACUUAAUCAUCGCAACUUUAAACCACACCGAAAAGUGGCUGAUUAUUUUAGACAUCAACAGAGCACAAAUAAUUGACGAUUCAAUGGCACUGGCUUUUGGAAAUUACUUGCCUUACGAAACUGCUUUGUCUACGACUGAAUACCUGAAUCGUGAGACUGAAUAUUUGCCGUGGAGUACUGCCCUGAAAGCAUUUAAUUCUCUUCGUGAAAGACUCGUAGAUGAAAGUCCCGACCGAUUGAUUUAUUUCAGAACGUAUGUCUUAAAUAAAAUGACGCCCUUGUAUGAUACCUUGAACGGCUUCCAAGUCAAUGAAACCGACGGUCACGUGGUCAUGCGGAAAAGAAACCUAAUUUUGUUGUGGGCGUGCAAUUUCGGCCACGACAGCUGCAAUAAAGACGCCGCCGCUUUGUUCCAAGAGUGGAAAAUAAGACCUUCGCCCGAUUUCCAAAAUCCAAUUCAUCCCGACCUGCGGAGUGUGGUUUACUGCCACGGAAUGGCGAACGAGGCGGAUUACGACUUUUUGAUAACGCGGUACACAAAGGCUCAGAGCGCGCCGUCAGAAUCGAACACUAUUUUAUCCGCACUUGGAUGCGCUCCAACUCCCGAACUUCUGGAAAAGCUUUUGAAUGAGACGGUGAAAGUUGAGGGGUCGAUGAUACGAUCGCAGGACACGAGAAAUGUGUUUUCCGCGGUUAUCAGUAAUCCAGAGGGCGUGGACGUUGCUUUGAAUUUUCUGGUCACUCAAUACGACGUAAUUAAAGUGACGUAUCAAGCAUUUGGGUCAGCGGCCGGACUGUUCUCCCUGAUUUCAGUCAAAUUAAACACAGUAGAGCAAAGGGCAAAGUUGGAGCAAUUUUUGGUAGACUACCCGGAUGAACCGGAAAUUGUGAAAACUGUUGUGGAAUCUGGAAUUGCUAUAAUAGACGCGAAUAUUCAGUGGUUGACGGAAAAUAAGGAAACCGUGCUGAAGUUCUUUGAAGACCGAGUUAAGGGCGGUGCAGUAAUCUUUUUCCUUUCACCGAUUGUCCUGAUUUUUGCUGGAAUUUUCACUAGAUUGAUGUAGAAAUAAAAAGUUCCCUAAAUAACAAAAGAUUUUUAUUCUU